CUGUCCGGGACUGGUGGGACGUUGGAGGACUGGGAGGCGGGGAGUGGAGGAUUGUGGGAUUGCGGAGGACUCGGGCGGAGGAUUGUGGGAUUGCGGAGGACUCGGGAGGAGAAUCAGUAACAACAGAAACCAAGAAAAUGGAUGUCUUUCUGAUGAUAAGACGUCACAAGACAACCAUUUUUACAGACGCCAAAGAAUCGACCACAGUUUACGAGCUGAAGAAAAUCGUGGAGGGAAUUCUAAAACGCCAACCAGAAGAUCAGAGGCUUUUUAAGGAUGAUCAGGUUUUGGAUGAUGAUAAGUCUCUGGGUGAUUGUGGGUUCACUAGUCAGACAGCGCGACCCCAGGCUCCAGCCACCAUCGGUCUCGCCUUCAAAGCCGUGGAUGAGCAGUUCGAGCCGUUACGUAUUGACGCUUUCUCAAACCCGCCCGAACUUCCCGACGUGAUGAAGCCUCAGGAUUCUGGGAGCAGCAGCAACGAGCAGUCUGUGCAGUGAGGGCGGACGCUCUCCUCCUCCUCCUCCUCCCUCUCUCCUCUCUCCUUCCCUCUCUCCCAA
This is a messenger RNA of Callorhinchus milii (elephant shark), 557 nucleotides long. It is a transcript of the gene elob, whose product is annotated as elongin B. NCBI's taxonomy places the organism in Eukaryota, Metazoa, Chordata, Chondrichthyes, Chimaeriformes, Callorhinchidae. The transcript has 4 exons. Gene Ontology annotation, molecular function: protein binding. Gene Ontology annotation, cellular component: VCB complex; elongin complex. Gene Ontology annotation, biological process: transcription elongation by RNA polymerase II. The coding region runs from base 138 to 497 and encodes 119 amino acids. The record is from RefSeq and is a predicted model, not a curated record.